AUGGCGGAUGGGCAAGGGAGACGGCGCCACCGGCAACGUCGUAAGAAACCUAUUCGUCGCUGCCGGAAAAUCAGACAACCAAGAGAAGAUAUCAUCAGCUCUAUGCCAGAUGAUAUCCUCCACCAAAUCUUCUCCUUUAUUCCCACCAUUUGGGCCAUCAGAACUUCUGUCUUGUCAAAACGAUGGAGUCAUCUAUGGCGCCAGACAACCUCUCUCUACAUCGAAGACUUACCACCGACGGCUCUAGAGAUAAAUCAAACCCUAACUUACUUCACGGCUCCCAAAAUCAUGAGUUUCCAUCUUCGUUUGAGCCGUAAUCACACUGCACUAGAUAUUGAUAGCUGGAUCAAGUUCGCUAUGUCCCGUAAUGUGCAGAAUCUGUCUGUGGCCUUCGAUCAUCAGGAGACUAGAUAUAUUUUCCCGAAGUUUUUCUAUCUUAGCGCCUCUAUAAAGCAACUCAGCGUAAAAUUGAUAGAUAAAGAAAUGCUUCCCACAUGCACAGUGUCUUGGAAACACCUAACGAACCUAUCACUACGUACUUGUAAGCUUAGAGUUAAUUCCAUUGAAAAGAUUCUAUCUGGUUGUCCAAAUCUCGAAAGCUUGGCAUUGUAUCAGUGUCAUUUACCUAGGCGUCUUGACUUGAGUAAGUCACUGAGUCUGAAAAGACUGGAGAUAGAUCGCAGCUAUUGGAAUACAGGACCAAGCGAGAUUGUAGCGCCACAGAUCCAUUAUUUGAAAUUGAAAAUCUUUGAGAAACCAUUUACUUUAGUGGAUGUGUCUUCUUUGACCGAAGCUGAUCUUAACAUUCGUGUUAAGAUGAAGUAUUAUGAGAAGGCUGACUAUCCUCAUUCCAUGGUGACAGGGUUACUAGCAAAAUUUCCGAAUGUAGAGAGGCUUGUUGUUGGGGUAACAGUUCUUCAGGUUCUAUCUCUUGCCGAGCUCUGUGGUGUUCCAUUCGGAGUUCUCAAAGUCCAAACUUUGAUUGUUAAAACGAAGUUUGUUCGCUCUGUUGCUCCUGGUAUAGCAAGGUUACUACAAAAUUUACCUCAGUUAAAGAAGCUAAUAGUACACACAAUGGACAAAGACAACACAAUGGAUCAGCAUCUUGCAAGCUAUUUUGAUGAGUAUUGGAGUUCGAUGUAUGGUUGCUUUCCUAUCUCAUAUUACAUCGUUUCGAUAUUGGAUUGGCAACUCUUGCCUUCGUUCAUGGAAUUCAUCCUGAGAAACGAAAAGUCAUUAGAAACGAUGGUG
This is a messenger RNA of Thlaspi arvense, 1251 nucleotides long. NCBI's taxonomy places the organism in Eukaryota, Viridiplantae, Streptophyta, Magnoliopsida, Brassicales, Brassicaceae. The record is from the annotation of a GenBank genome assembly.